This is a messenger RNA of Ceraceosorus guamensis, 1519 nucleotides long. Its product is annotated as NAD(P)-binding protein. Gene Ontology annotation, molecular function: oxidoreductase activity, acting on the CH-OH group of donors, NAD or NADP as acceptor. The transcript has 5 exons. The record is from RefSeq and is a predicted model, not a curated record. The coding region runs from base 285 to 1391 and encodes 368 amino acids. Lineage: Eukaryota; Fungi; Basidiomycota; Exobasidiomycetes; Ceraceosorales; Ceraceosoraceae.
CGAUUACUCGAGCGUCCCGAACAGCGACGAGAUACUGUUGAUGCAUGCAUGCUGACUUUGGACCCGUGGUGGUGGUGGUGGUGGUGGUGUAUGGUUAUAUAUAUAGCAAAUAUCCAUUUUGCUUGCUUGCUUGCCUCCAACACGUCCUCGGCUUGAUAGCACACAUCCCACAAGUAUCCGCAUACUUGUGCACCUCGCCCGCUCGCUCGCUCGCUCAGCUUGCAACCCGGCGUCCUCUGACUUGCCACCUCGACAUUUACAUUCAUACCCACACUUGCGUCAUCAUGCCAGCCAUCCAAUCGGGCAAAGUGCUAGUGACGGGUGCAAGCGGCUAUGCGGGAGCAUGGUUAUGUCUAGCUCUGCUACGUCAAGGCUUUUCCGUGCGCGGCACAGUCCGCUCAACAGAAAAGGGUCGUUACCUCGAACAAUUGUUUCAGAGUCAGCAACAACAAUUUGCAAAGGACAAGUUCGAGUUUGUCAUUGCGGAGGAUUUGGAGAAGGAAGGAGCUUUCGAUCAGGCAGUCGUCGGUGUGGAUGCUGUCUUUCACUCGGGCUCGCCGUUCCACUACGAUGCCAAAGGCCAAGCCCUGACCAAGCUGGUGCAUCCCGCAGUGAACGGCACCAAAAACGUUCUGAACAGCAUCCACUCGCACGGUACUUCUGUCAAACGCGUCAUCAUCUUUUCCUCCUUUGCGGCCAUCGUGGAAGUGUCCAAACCCGUACCUACGGUCUUCAACGAAGAGAGUUGGAACGAGACGCACGCCAAGGAGAGCGCAGAAAAGGGAGAAGAUCAAGAUCCUUUGGCUGCAUAUCGAGCUUCCAAGACGCUCGCAGAGAGAGCUGCGUGGGCUUUCGUAGAGGAGAAAAAAGUGCCUUGGGAUCUGGUCACUGUCAAUCCACCAUUCAUUUUUGGCCCUCCCAUUCACGACGUGUCGGGCGGAGCAGAGAAGCUCAACACUUCGCUGUCCAUCUUCUGGGGACUACUUCACGGCUCCAAGUCCGAGUCUGACCUUCUAACACCUGGCGGGUCUUUAGUAGACGUUCGAGACGUGGCCGAAACGCACGUGCAAGCCCUAAGGCACGCCCAAGCAGGAGGUCAACGUUACGCGCCCACUUCUGGACCUUUUACGUUUCAGGAUAUCGCCGAUGCUGUGCAUGGCGAUGCGCAGGGUUUGGUGCCUGAAGAAUGGAAGAGAGCGACACCGAUUGGUAAACCUGGGAAGGGAAAAGAGGUGGUGCAGAAUUCUCUGGACGGGUCAAAGACUGCCGAGCAGCUAGGCAUCAAGUACAAAUCUAUCCCUACCAUCGUCCUUGAUACAGUCGCCGCGCUCAAAGAUUACGAGGAGCGCAAGUGGAAGCCAUAUCCAUCUGACAAGGUGCUUGCCCUGUAGAUCCUCAUCCGUGAUGGCGCCCCGUUCGCAUUGGAUACUUGAAACUAGGAUGAUAUGCAACACCUUUUGUGAUGUGUCGCUGCAUCAAGAUGCACGUGCAAACCCGAACAUCACCAUUAGCAGUUGGG